This is a messenger RNA of Macrosteles quadrilineatus (aster leafhopper), 5964 nucleotides long. RefSeq names its product sal-like protein 3. The transcript is spliced from 7 exons. Gene Ontology annotation, biological process: regulation of transcription by RNA polymerase II. Gene Ontology annotation, molecular function: DNA-binding transcription factor activity, RNA polymerase II-specific; RNA polymerase II cis-regulatory region sequence-specific DNA binding. The record is from RefSeq and is a predicted model, not a curated record. Lineage: Eukaryota; Metazoa; Arthropoda; Insecta; Hemiptera; Cicadellidae. Gene Ontology annotation, cellular component: nucleus. Bases 171 to 4412 code for a protein of 1413 amino acids.
GGUCACAUCGCAGCUUUAUGAAUAUUAAUUUUUAAUAUUUAAUUUUCCGAUUCCACUGUGUUCAUUAUAUCUCCCUCAGCGCACCGGAGGACUUAGUUCUGGAGGAUCGUCUGUCGGUCGCUCCCUCACUUGUGCCGUGGACGUGGUAGCCAGUGAUGAGCUGAAGCAAGAUGUCACGCCGCAAGCAGGCCAGACCCAUCAGGGUGUUCGAGUCGGAGGACGGGCUGGAGACGGAAGCACCACAAAACGGAGAUGGGCCGAUAACGGACUCUGAAGAGGAGGCGACAAGUCCGAGAGACGACAACGUCUGUGACAAUUGCAACGCCGAGUUUUCGAAUGCCCAGGAGGCCGAAGACCACAGAAAGGAGUGUAUACCUCCCAAAGAUGUCGAGGUCCUAGACAGUCCCGGCUCCGGAGAGAACGAUGAAAUGCCUCUCUCCGGAGACGAGGAAGACGAAGAGAGUAGUCUUCCGGAGGAGGGUAAAAGGCAAGAAGAAGUUCGAAGGCAGAAACAAGAUGCCGAGAAUAACAACAGCGUUGAAGAUGGAGAAACUGAAGGUGAAGGAGAAGACUUGCCACUGGGGUUCCCGUUCCAACUGCCAGCGGCCGCAGCAGCGGGCCAUGUGACUCUAGAGGCUCUCCAGAACACUAAGGUUGCUGUGGCACAGUUCGCGGCGACGGCGAUGGCCAACAACACUGACAACGCCGCCGCACUGCAGGAGUUAGCAGUGCUGCAGUCUACACUGUACACAUUACAAACUCAGCAGAUGAUGCAGCUAAACCUGAUACAACAGUUGCAGCAGCAGUUGCAGAUCACGCGGCCCAAGGACGGAAGUCCCACUCCUCCCCUUCCUCUCACCAUCACACCUCGACCAUCCCACAGCCCUCUGCCACCCUCACUGCCCAAGCCCAGCAGAACCCCGACCCCGGUCAAGCAGGAGAUCCCCAUGGCCAUAACCACACCGACCACUCAGUCCGUCCCGGCCUCCGCCCCUCAGGCCACAACGCCAACUUCUGCCCCCAAGCCUGUCACGGCGUCCCCUCCAAUACACACGCCCUCUCUACCCCCGUGUUCCAUUUCAUCUAGUUUUGCAUCUUCUAUAAUUACGAAUCUCGAUCCACCUCCUUCUCCGAGCGAACCUAACACGCUCGAGAUGUUGCAGCGUAGGGCACAAGAGGUCCUAGAUAAUGCCAGUCAGGGUUUACUUGCAAACAAUUUAGCUGACGAGCUAGCAUUUAGAAAGAACGGGGGUAAAAGUAUGUCACCAUAUGAUUCCAAGACGGGGGGCAGGAACGAGCCGUUCUUCAAGCACCGAUGCAGAUACUGCGGGAAGGUGUUCGGCAGUGACUCCGCCCUCCAGAUCCAUAUCAGAUCGCACACAGGUGAGCGCCCUUUUAAGUGCAAUGUUUGCGGUUCCCGGUUCACCACUAAGGGCAACCUUAAAGUACAUUUCCAAAGGCACACAUCCAAGUUCCCGCACAUCAAAAUGAAUCCUAAUCCGGUACCCGAGCAUUUAGACAAGUAUCACCCGCCUCUGCUAGCGCAAAUGGGAGCUCAUCAGAGUUUACCCCCCGGAGUUCCUGCACAUCAUCCACACAAUUCUCAGCCACCGCAUCACCACCAAUUCCCCGGCAGCCCUCCCUUCCCUCCCACAGGGCUGCCGAUGUUCCGACCCCAGCACGAUCUCGUCAUCCAACCGCACCACCAAUCCCUCAUCAAACCCGUCCUUCCCAUCCCACUGUUCGGGCCACGCCAAGACUUGCACCAAGAAGCCCCGGAGAACUUGAGCAAACCGGUGUUAUCAACACAUUCCACCUCGCCUCCACCGUCCGAAAGUAGUGACCAUUUCAAAAAGGAGAUGUCGGAUGACGAUGGGCCUAUUCCAUUGACGAUGUGCACUACAGAGACGACUGAAGAACCGGUGAAGAGCGAUGAACGACUCACUCCCAAAACAGAAGCCGAGGGAGAAAUGGAGCAAGAACAAGAAAGGUACUCGCCCAUGGGCUACGACGAGUGCAGCUCGGACAGCAAGUACAGCCACGAGGACAUGCUUGGGACCAGGGAGAGUCCAGAGGAGAAGCACGACGACAGCCUGCAAGACCAGCCGGAAAACCUCUCCAACAAAAGUACGUCUGUCAUAGGACAUUUUAGUUUUUCAACCGACCAACGCUUUCCUUCCUUCUCUUUUCCUAGUCUUACUCAUUCUCCUCCCAGUAGCACAUCAUCCGGCCUUCACACACCUCUAGGUUUUAACUCAAAUCCUGUUGAUAUCGAUCCGUCCAAAGAUCCAGCCCUUUAUACUAGUCUCCUUCCCCGUCCCGGCAGCAACGACAAUUCCUGGGAAAGCCUAAUAGAAGUAACCAAAACCUCUGAAACUUCCAAACUUCAGCAAUUGGUCGAUAAUAUAGAGCACAAGCUAACUGACCCUAACCAAUGUAUUAUUUGUCACCGCGUUCUUUCUUGUAAAAGCGCUUUACAGAUGCAUUACAGGACCCACACGGGAGAAAGGCCCUUUAGGUGUAAAAUAUGUGGAAGAGCCUUUACGACCAAAGGGAAUCUGAAAACUCACAUGGGUGUUCAUAGGAUAAAGCCUCCUAUGAGAGUCCUCCACCAGUGUCCCGUAUGUCAUAAAAAGUUCACCAACGGGCUCGUUCUCCAACAGCACAUUCGCUUACACACGGGCGAGCCCACGGAUCUGACACCCGAGCAGAUCCAGGCGGCCGAGAUCAGAGAGUACCUCCCACCGUCCAUGUUACCUCUGGACUCCCAACCAUUCCUACCCCUCCCUCAUCCUCCUGACGAUCGGCGCGUCUGUGGCCCUCCAGUCAAAGACGAACCCCCGUCAGAAUUCUCGGAGAAGGUCCAAACCAGUAGUUCUAGUCCCUUAUUAGGUUCGCCCUCUUUCUCCACCUCACUAGCUGCCCUCGAAAAUCAAGUCCGAACCAUUACCACAGUAGCUUCUCAGUAUAGUCAAUCGCAUGUAAACCAAAAUGAGGAAUUGUGCAAUAACACUUCGUUCACCCCUAUUACAGUGAACGGUGAAAAGUCUCCGCCGGGUUCGAGUCCUAGUGGGUCCGAGGGGCAACUGACACCAUCCCCCCAGACCCAUCUCCACUCCCAUCUCCUACCCCGUCCGACCCAGCGACCGCCCAGUCCCGCGGCCUCGGAGUCAGGCAGCCUGGGCGCUCUGGACCUCACACCGAGAACUUCCACCGGAGUGUUCUCGGGGUUCGGCCUACUGCCUACCUCGGCGCUGUCUUCUCUCACCUCCUCAGUGUUAACGUCCACGGCGUUCAGCCCCAUGGGACUGGCUGUGGGACCCGCAGUGAGGGGUAACACCACUUGCAACAUUUGCUUCAAGACGUUCGCCUGCAACUCUGCGCUGGAGAUCCACUACCGCAGUCACACGAAAGAACGCCCCUUCAAAUGUACCAUCUGCGACAGAGGCUUCUCGACCAAGGGGAAUAUGAAGCAACACAUGCUAACACACAAGAUACGAGACAUGCCUUCACAUCUCUUUGAGCAAAAGAGCCCUACGGACGACACCAGCAACGCUAGUUCCGAGAGUAGAGACAUCGGCUCUGUCAGAGCUCUUGAGGCUCCGCAGACUCCUACGCAACCUCCUGUGGGUCCCCCGCUGACCCCCACUGGGCCACCACCUCCCAAGGAGCCUAACCUGCAGCAACAAUUGCAGCUGUAUCAGUCUCCGCAGCAUCAUCAACAUCAACACCAUCAACAACAUCAACAGCAUCAACACCAACAUCAUCAACCUCCACCACCGCCGCAGCCUGUGAAGAGAUCACCAGAAGAAUCCAUCCUACCUCUGCCUAAGAGACAGCCUAGCUUGCCAAAACACUUGUGCCAUGUUUGCAAUAAGAACUUCUCGUCGUCUUCGGCUCUGCAGAUCCACAUGAGAACGCACACUGGAGACAAACCCUUCCGCUGCACAAUAUGCCACAAGGCAUUCACCACCAAGGGUAACCUCAAGGUACACAUGGGUACCCAUAUGUGGACCAACGGUGCUUCACGACGCGGCCGCCGCAUGUCCCUAGAUUUGCCACCGCUGCCAAUCACACCCAAGGAUUCCGACUUUCUCCACCGCAGGCCGGAUCUUUUCUAUCCAUACCUUCCAGCACCGUUCCUUAACGGGAUGCAGCAAAAGCUAAACGAGAUCUCAGUCAUCCAGAACGUAGGAAGCAACAUGUCCAAUGGUCUGUUGGGGUUUGGAGGCUACAGAGCUCUGGAGAUGAAACCAGGGUCGCCAGGGUCUGAGAAGCAGCCUCUCGGUUCACCGCAGCAUCGCAGCACACCUCCGUUGUGGGACCUGCAUUACGACCGCAAGCCUCCGACAGCCCCCGACUCUCCCCCGGCCCACGUACCUCCACCACGAGGGGAGGGAUUGGCCGCAUGACCCUUCUACCCGACUUAACCUGCCUCCGAAGGAACCCCAGUGCGGUUGCAAUGUUCCUAUUUUGAAACUAGUCUUUAUAGAUAACCGAGCUCGGAGGGACAAUAUUGAGUGUUAAGUGUCGGGCAUUUUAUCGGUUUUAGUUCCCCGUUCGUUCACCUGUGAUAAUUUCCCCUGAUUAGUUUUCCAUUCCGAGGGGUCGGACAGUGGAUGUAUUUAUUUAGUGAUAUUAUUUAUGACUUAUUUGUACUAUGUGUGUAUAAAGAGAGAUUUAAACUAGCGUCCGUAUGCCCUUAUGAAUAUAUCGAUAGAUUAAUUUUGUAAAUAACAAAAGACAGUCAUUGUUGGCCGACAUUUUAUUUGUAGAAUAAGUAACUGUUUUUUAUUAUGUGUGGAAUGUGUGUCUGUAAUUAUAUUUAUAAAUUCAGUGUUGAUAUUUAUUCUGGACAGCUACUUUCCAAUUGUUACCCCGUGUUUGUCACUAUUACUUUACAUCUUCCCUGUUUUGUUGUGUACAUAGGAUUUUGUGUACGGCUGUAGACUGUUGUGUAUCUAUAUAUUAAACUCGCCUUCGGUUUGUCCGACUACUCUACAUAUUUAUUCAGAAAGCUUCGUUUGGAGGCUGUUUUUGACGACAGAGUUUUAGGAUUAUGAUCUCAAGUAUUAAAGCAUAUCAUUUUAACGCUGUUGAUUUUUAAGUGACUAAUCAAAAAUACUAAACAGUGUAGUUUUCAGAACUCAGGAAUUCAUUAUUUUCCUAACUCUACUUUUUCCUUUGAGCAUUGCAUUUUUUGUUAUUAUCGAGCUUAAAAUUACUGUUCUCAAUUAAUUGUAUACAUUUUGUGUUUGAAUCUUGUUAAGUACCGAUAUUUAAUAUUGUUUAAUAGCUGUUCUCAUAAAAUUGUUUGUAUUUAAAGUUUUCUGUUGAAUUUUAAGUAUUUGUUACGGUAUUGUAAACGUCUAAUUAAACAAUCAGUUUUCUCAACUAAUAUUAAGUAUUUUUACAAUGUUCGACUGAAGUAGCGGAUCAAUAUAUAUUUUUGCAUUUGAAUUUAGAGAGGAUUUUGAUUGCUCAAAAUAAACAGUAUAAUCUACCAUCCGUUUUACAUUUACUUUUCAAAUCUAUUGCAUUUAACUUCAUAAGUAGUCUAACUUAACAUAAGUUUACAACUGACCAUUAUUGUUGGUGCAACAUUGUUUACAGUUUAUAGUUUUAUCUUAUACUAUUGUUUAACUGUCAGAAGUAAUAGUUACAACGUGUCAAAAUCCUCUACAGAUUUUGUUUUCUAAAAAAUCAAAAGAAAAAUAUCAUAAGACACAGAUUGUUUGAGUAUUGUAAAUUUGUUUAGUUCACACCAAACUUGUAUAUUUAAGGUGCAGUUAUUUGUUUAUACUCGUAUGUGACACUGUACAUGUUAGCAUUUGUUAUGGACUUGGGACUGUCGGCUUACGCAAUAUGCAACACAACAGAGUAGUUUUGCACAAACAAAAAAUCAAGAGUUUUUAUCAAGUUAUACAUAAGAACCUUAUAUGAAAAACUAUUAAAUAUUUAAGU